CGCGGAGAUGCUGUGCUCGGAAUCCGGAUGGGCAAUCGAUAGCCGGGGUUUCUGGACUUUCCUCGACGUUUCUGAGCUUUCCUCAGUGAGUUCUUCCUCAGUUCCUCGAACCUCUACACACAAUUUCUAAUCCAGUCGAUCCUUUAAUCGAACUUAUGGGUACUCCUGCGUCACCAAAUCUCGACGACUACUCAGCCGCUUCUACAGUCAUCACGUUCGAGCGCCCGCUCCCCUUGCUCCGUGGUCCCAUCCAUGCCGGCCCCGCCGACGAUCCCACUGCCGGGCCCUACCUCCUCGCAUUCCGGGACUCCCGAGCCUGGACCUCCGCGCUCCAAGCCUGCCAGUCCAAAAUCGUCCAGCAGUGCGAAAGCGGGGCAAGAGUCGGGUGCGCCCUCGCGGCGUCCGACAAAUGCAAACCCCCCUGGUGGCACGCAGUGAUCGGCCGGAAACCGACGGAUCUAAGAGAACGAGAUCGGUGCGAAGAGCGAGAAAUGGAGGGUUGUUUCGUGAUGGCGAAGGACAAGUGCAUCGGGUUCGCCAGGGACAAGUGCGCGACGCCUUUCCGAGAUGCGCGGAUUGCCGUCAGGGAAAGGCGGGUGAUUCCGAAGGACCUUAGGAAGUUAAUUUAUUUGGCGUCGGUCCUGGAUAGGAGUACGUGGGUUGAUCUGAUUCUAUUGGAUCAAUUGAAUUCGCGGGCUUUAGCUCCAACGAAUUAUAGGGCGAGCGAAUUGCUCGGCUCUGAUCCUGAAUGUUUUGAAGUAGGUGGUGGCGGAAAAAUCAGAAACGCUGCUCUUGAAGCUGGUCUGCCGCAAAGGAACUGAAAAUGAAUUAGCAGCCAACCUAUAAGCACGAAGCUUGUUGCCUCUAUAGUUCUCCACUUUUUUGCGGCAUUAGAUUCCAGAAGGUGUUGGAGGAAGGUGCCAGGAAGUUGAUGGGACAUGCAAUCCACAGAUUCCGGCCCCCCUUGGACUCGGUCUACCAGCAACGGAAAUUACAAGGAAGCAAUCGUUCGAAUUAUGCUAAUUAUGGCUCGUUGCUGCUCGAUACCAUCAAUACUUCUACCAUCAUAAUUAGAGCCCAGAAGCGGUGGCGCAUAGCAAUCUGUUCCAUCCGCUUUGUGGUGUCCCUUGCCAGAGAAAUCAAUUCUCAAUUUUACUCUACCCUUGCCAUUCAACCAAGCUGCUCCCAGUACGGUGGAACUAGUUGUGAAUUGCACCAAGACCUGAUCACUUCUACAGAUAUAACCAAAGCUCAAAAGCGGUGGCGCAUUGCUUGUCUUGUGAUCGGUUCUAUCCGGUUCAUGGUUUCCCUUACUAGAGAGAUCCAAACUGAACAGAACAGUCAUGAUUCUGUGAUUUUGAAGUCUCCCUUUCACACCGCCCCCAAAGUUGAACCUAGCAGCUCCAACCAUGGUGAAAAUGAAUGUUUGCCAGAUUCCUUGUACCCCACCAUUGAUCAAUUGGCUCUCACUGAAAUUGUGAAAGAAAAAGAUUUAACAGCGCUUCUCAGGCUUGGAGGCGUAGGAAAGAUCGCUGCUGCUCUCUAUACUGACCCUGAGAAUGGAAUAUAUGGCAAUGAUCAUGAAAUCAGCAGGCGGCAUGAAAUGUUUGGUACAAACACUUACCGCAGGCCUCCUCCAAAAGGGUUCUUAUUUUUUGUGCUGGAGGCUUUCAAAGACACCACCAUUCUCAUCCUACUGGUCUGUGCAACCCUGUCCCUUGGUUUUGGCAUCAAAACACAUGGAGUGCAGGAUGGCUGGUAUGAAGGGGGAAGCAUUUUCGUAGCAGUCUUUCUAGUGGUGGUUGUCUCUGCCCUCAGUAACUUCAGACAGGAGAGGCAAUUUGAUAAAUUAUCAAAACUAAGCAACAACAUAAAAGUUGAUGUUCUUAGAGAUGCACGUCGCCACAAGAUCUCCAUCUUUGACAUUGUGGUUGGAGAUGUCAUCUUCCUGAAUAUAGGCGAUCAGAUUCCAGCUGACGGAUUGUUUUUAGACGGACAUUCUUUGCUGAUAAAUGAGUCAAGCAUGACAGGUGAGAGUGAUCCUGUUGAAGUAAACUCCACUGAGAACCCAUUCUUGUUCUCCGGUUCUAAGGUGGCAGAUGGGUAUGGCCGAAUGCUGGUUACAUCUGUUGGCAUGAACACUGCAUGGGGUGAAAUGAUGAGCUCAAUAUCUGGUGAUUCCAAUGAAAGGACUCCAUUACAAGCAAGGUUAGACAAAUUAACCUCUUCUAUUGGCAAGAUAGGCCUUGUAGUUGCUUUUUUAGUUCUUGUAGUCUUGUUAAUCCGUUAUUUUACCGGGAACACACAAGAUAAGAAUGGAAAAAAAGAAUACAAUGGUAGCCAAACAGAUUUAGAUGAUGUAUUCAAUGCGGUUGUGCGCAUUGUUGCUGCUGCAGUCACCAUUGUGGUAGUGGCAAUUCCUGAAGGUUUGCCAUUGGCUGUCACGCUAACACUUGCUUACUCCAUGAAGAGAAUGAUGGCUGAUCAGGCAAUGGUCAGAAAACUUUCUGCCUGCGAAACAAUGGGUUCAGCAACAAUUAUCUGCACAGAUAAAACUGGUACUUUGACAUUGAAUGAGAUGAAAGUGUCCAAGUUUUGGCUUGGUCAAGAUUCCAUCGAAGAAGAUUCUACACUUGUAGAUGCAGCAAAUGUUGUUUCAUUAUUACACCAAGGAGUCGGUUUGAACACAACUGGAACUGUCUACAUACCUGCAUCAGGAUCUGGACCUGAAAUUUCUGGCAGUCCAACUGAGAAAGCACUUCUCUCUUGGGCGAUUUUGCAAUUGGGUAUGGAUGUGGAAAAGCUAAAGCAAGGGUAUAGAAUUCUUCACGUCGAAACCUUCAACUCUGACAAGAAACGGAGUGGGGUUGCAAUAAGGAAAAGUGCUGAUAACACCAUCCAUGUGCACUGGAAAGGAGCUGCUGAGAUAAUCCUAGCAAUGUGUUCAAGCUAUUGUGAAAGUAGUGGGAUCACGAAGUCCCUAGAUGGAGAUAGGUUUAAGAUUGAGAAAAUAAUCCAAGGCAUGGCUGCUAGCAGCCUCCGAUGUAUUGCUUUUGCUCAUAAGGAAAUAUCAGAAGAAGAGAUGGGAUGCCACAAGGAUGAAAGCAAGCACCAACUACGAAAAGAAGGCUUAACCUUGCUAGGGAUUGUUGGUCUCAAGGAUCCAUGCCGACCAGGUGUCAAGAAGGCGGUGGAAACUUGCAGACUCGCUGGAGUGGACAUCAAAAUGAUCACAGGAGACAAUGUUUUCACAGCAAAAGCUAUAGCUACAGAAUGCGGUAUACUAGACCCUAAUCACCAAGUAAAUGGUAACGAAGUGGUAAGUGGUGCUGACUUUCGAAAUUAUACGCACGAAGAGAGAAUGGAGAAAGUCGAGAUGAUCCGUGUGAUGGCAAGGUCGUCCCCAUUUGACAAGCUUCUGAUGGUACAGUGCUUGAAACAAAAAGGCCAUGUGGUUGCAGUCACUGGAGAUGGCACGAAUGAUGCGCCUGCAUUGAAAGAAGCUGAUAUAGGGCUUUCCAUGGGCAUUCAAGGUACCGAAGUGGCGAAGGAGAGCUCGGAUAUUGUUAUCUUGGAUGAUGACUUCACUUCUGUUGCCACAGUUUUACGUUGGGGACGUUGUGUUUAUAAUAACAUCCAGAAGUUUAUCCAGUUUCAAUUGACAGUGAAUGUGGCAGCUCUUGUUAUAAACUUUAUUGCAGCAGUUUCUGCAGGAAAGGUUCCCCUAACAGCAGUCCAGUUGUUGUGGGUAAAUCUCAUCAUGGACACACUAGGAGCUUUGGCUCUUGCUACAGAACGGCCUACUGAUGAGUUAAUGCAGAGGUCCCCUGUCGGUCGAACAGCACCUCUAAUAACAAAUAUCAUGUGGAGAAACCUCUUAGCGCAAGCCUUGUUCCAAAUAUCAGUCCUCUUGACUUUACAGUUCAAGGGUGAGUCUAUAUUCAAUGUUAACGAGGAGGUAAAGGAUACACUUAUUUUCAAUACAUUUGUUCUCUGCCAAGUUUUUAACGAGUUCAAUUCAAGAAGCAUGGAAAAGCAAAAUGUUUUCAAGGGAAUUCAUAAAAACCGUUUAUUUCUUGGAAUUGUGGGAAUUACAAUUAUUCUUCAAGUUGUUAUGGUGGAAUUUCUAAAGAAGUUUGCAAAUACAGUAAGAUUGAAUGGGUUGCAGUGGGGAGUUUGCAUUGCAAUUGGAGCUCUAUCUUGGCCAAUUGGUUGGAUGGUGAAGUUAAUAACUGUUCCAGAUAAACCGUUCCUCAAUUACGUUAAGAGAGCAGCAGCUAGAAUGAAGAGGAUAUUGCGGUUGUUUAAUCAAAUGGGACCCUCUUCCUCUAGGCUUGGAAUUGGAUGUGGGGAAAGCCGGUUUCAAGCUCCAGAUCGAUGACCUAAAUUGAGCUCCAGACAGCUGAUCCCAAGCAUUGAGUUGACAAUUGACACAAACUUAGUGACGGAAUAAAAAAUAUUUAUGCAUGUCCAGAUGGUUAGUAUAUGGUAAAGACGAGUAGACUUUCAAGCACCCAAAACCACAUACGUGAUCAGAAGUAGAGCUAAAUUUCGACCAUAAGUGCGAGAGCAACCUCUCUUUAUUGUUUGUGAAACAUCAAGUCUUGAAGCAGUUUAGGUGGACGAAAUUACUCGAACAAUGACCGACUAUAGACAAGUCAACUAUGAUGGAUUGAGAUUAUAUCGAAUUCAUUAUCUAUAUAAAAAGUUUCUCUCCAAUUCUUUAUACAAACUGCGGUUAUACACAGCUGCCACACUGGUCGGGGACCCAGCACAGACAGCAUUACUAAGUUGAUGAUCCACCAAGGUGUUUCAACCACAUGAUUGGUGAUAAGAAAACUACUAAGUUUGUCCAAGUGCAGCAAGUUAGUGAUGAUGACCAAUUUUUCGAAUUUGCUCAUCACUCAGGCGAACAACAUGAGUGAUGCUUGUGUGUAAUUUAGAGAGAAUGAGUACGGUGUUUGUGGCUGUAAUGUGUGAAUGUUUCGAGUUUUGAAGUUACUCUUCUAUGGUAUCUACAUUAUCAAGUUCUUGUGGAUUCGUGAGUAGCAAGUUUGGUGUGGUUUGUAAUUUGUACGUGUGUUGACUUAGAUUAUAUGAUUGUUUUACCAUGUAUUUUUUGCA
Molecule: messenger RNA, 5124 nt
Organism: Carya illinoinensis
Lineage: Eukaryota; Viridiplantae; Streptophyta; Magnoliopsida; Fagales; Juglandaceae
Product: calcium-transporting ATPase 12, plasma membrane-type-like
Exons: 5
Coding region: 932-4381 (1149 amino acids)
Biological process (GO): calcium ion transmembrane transport
Cellular component (GO): intracellular membrane-bounded organelle; membrane
Molecular function (GO): ATP binding; P-type calcium transporter activity; ATP hydrolysis activity
Source: RefSeq, a predicted model, not a curated record